CGUGGAAAUGGGAUGCAAGAAUUUGGUUUAUCUUGUUCAUGAAACCCUAGCUUUGAUCUCCAGGGUUCAUCCUUGCACCAAAUUGAGUUUGUAGAAGUAGAACACUAUUGACUUGUGGAUAAUGAGGCCAUUCUCAUUGAGCAAGGGACAGUUUUGCUCAUCAUCGGACGACGAAGAAGACGACAACGAUGAUUCAAACGCUGAGGAAAAUUCCGAGCUGAAAUCAUCCACCCUACGAUCUAACGACGAAUCUUCUAAAGUUGGGAGUUGGAAGCGAAAGAGAAAGGGCAUAGACUUCGAAGCUCUGAAGAAACAUGGAUACAAAGGUGGAUUAUCUGUUCUGAAAGUGCCGGAUCCGAAAGUAGGAGACGAGAAACAAGAUUGGUCGUGGUCAAACGGGAAGGAUGCGCGUUCAGGGGAGAAAGAAGAAACAUAUCAUGACCGGCUUAAGACAAGGGAUGCACUUGUUGAAGCAGAGCAGUUGGUUCAUGCUCGUACUCAGAAAGAGAAAAACCUUUCUUUCUCACAGAAGGAAAAGAGGAAGAGGGAUAUGGGGCAGGCUAGCAGAGGGAAGAGCUAUGUUGAAGAGGAGAAGAGGUUGCUAAGAGAGAGUGGCAUUUACUCAGGUUUUGAUUCUUGAUUCAUCUCACUUUAGUUAUUUAUUAUGGGAAUGUUAUAUAAACAAAAGAAUGUGUGGAUUUAUAAUGUCUUUUCAAAUCCAGUUUAUGUGCAAGUUUUUAGUCCAGUCCUCAUUGUAUAUCAUCACCCUAAUAGCAUGCUUCAAAAUCUGUGGUGUUCUAAGAAAUUUCUUGUCUUGCAAGUUGCAAGACUUUUAAAAGAAGAUGCAUCUUGUAUGUAUGUGUUACUACAGCUCGUGUUCUUAUA
This is a messenger RNA of Cuscuta campestris, 885 nucleotides long. Lineage: Eukaryota; Viridiplantae; Streptophyta; Magnoliopsida; Solanales; Convolvulaceae. The record is from the annotation of a GenBank genome assembly.